Messenger RNA from Oncorhynchus gorbuscha (pink salmon), 3420 nucleotides. It is a transcript of the gene tmem269, whose product is annotated as transmembrane protein 269. The coding region runs from base 242 to 1111 and encodes 289 amino acids. Lineage: Eukaryota; Metazoa; Chordata; Actinopteri; Salmoniformes; Salmonidae. The record is from RefSeq and is a predicted model, not a curated record. Gene Ontology annotation, cellular component: membrane. Gene Ontology annotation, molecular function: phosphotransferase activity, for other substituted phosphate groups. Gene Ontology annotation, biological process: phospholipid biosynthetic process. The transcript is spliced from 8 exons.
AUUCGUCUGUGGGGCUUUAAAAGCAGGCGCGCUCAGACGUGAAGUGAGAUACUUUGGACAGGAGAAUCAUUAUUGGAAUGUGAUAAGCAGUCACUUUGUACACAUGAAGAAGUAACUAUUAUAGAAGAGAGAUUUAUUUAAUACGAUUAUUUAGUUCCAUUCAAGACGUGCAAUCAUUUGCACUAUUUCAGCAGCAUCUUUAGGUCAUUCCAGACGUACAUACCCCAUCAGACAUGUGACGAUGGAUUUCAUCAUGAUACCCAAACAAACAAAAACACUAAAUGCGUCGCUCAGUUAUGUAUCAAGUCAUUGUGGAAAGCUCAGCCACCAGAGUUUACUCUGGCAAAAACUGCUGUGCUGUGGGCAGACUGACGCAGAGAGAACCAUGAUUCUGCUGACUCCAUCCUCUGGUUUCUUCCAGCACACCAAUAAGCUCUUUCUGAGCGAGCAGGCCACUGGUGUCCAGCUCAAGGAGUUUGUACGCAAAAAUGCAGCCAAUGCUCUGUCUAUGGCCAACAUGCUUAUGGGCAUGGCCUCUAUUCUCUGCAGCCUGAACGGCCACCAACAUGCUGCCUGCUGGCUGGUCCUGAUUGGCUACCUGCUGGACUUGGCAGACGGGGCAGUUGCCAGGCGACUGGAUGCAUGCUCUGCACUAGGUGCUAAACUGGAUGAUUUUGCAGAUUUCACAACUUUUGGGAUUGCAACUUCAUUGCUCCUGAGGACACAUGCCUUAAUGGACAACAUCCUGUGCAUGUGCUAUGUCCUGUCUGUGAUUGUCCGACUCUGCUUCUUCUCCAGCGGCAUCCCCUUCAUGUACCGUGGCCUGCCAUGUAUCUACUCUUCUGCCAUCCUUGCCUGUCUCUCCCUGCUGACCGGAGGUAACAUGGUGAUCCUGCGGGUCACUGCUGUGGCCAUGAUCCUCUUCAUGGUCAACCAGGGAUUCUACCCACACGACAGGGUCCUGGAGUCACAGGCCUGGAAGAAGGUGGUCUACGCUGGAGGAGUUGUCAUCGUGUUCUGUUCCUCUUUCCCUCCGGCAUGUGUGUACUACCUGUUGUGGUCUGUGUCCUACAUUUUGUUCCCAACAACACUAUGGAGCUGCAAAGUGUAGUAGGCAUUAAAGGCCUUGCUACAAAUUCACACUCGCACAUGGCUUGUCAACAGGCUGUCCAGUGGGGUUAACUAAAGCGCCCAGACUGCUGCUGCCUACAGCGGAUCGAAACAGGACGUAAGAGGACGUUGUAAUGUUUUUGUAAGAUUGAACUGCCUUCUUCAUCAUGAACACUUGAUGGAAACUGUACCUUAGCCAUUUUGUUUUUGAAUAAGAUAGGGUUUGGGUAUCUGUAGCUAUUAUGUUUGUACAAUACAACUGCAGAGUCGUACUGUACUGCCUAGUGUGUGUGUGUACUGUAUCAUCCUCAUGCACAAAUUGUGCUUGAAAUUACUUCAACAAUAAUACAAAAAAGUAUUUUCAGUCAUUAAUAAAGUCAUUGAGUAGCAGUUUUUACUGUAAAGAAUGAGAAAAUGUCAACAGUUUUUGCAGUAAAAAAAACAUGGCCCCCUUUUUUUUCUGAACAUAGAUUCAAACUAGAUUCAAACAUGUGGCAAGCUCUCAAUUUGUAAGAUAUUUGUAAUACAAAAAAAAGUUUAAUUAUAUUGCAGAUACAAACCAAGUCCAUUAAAUCAUGUUUUUUUAAAUUACGGAAGACACUACCAUCUCGAGAUCUUAUGUUCUACUGUACUUAAAAUAACUACCAAAGUGAUUGUACAUAAGAAUUGUGUGUGGAUAUGAGAUUGUUGAGAAAUAUUGUUUUUUUUUAUUUUCCCAUCAACUGCAUUCUUUAAUUGGAAUAGUAUUUUUUUCUUCCUUAAAAUGUUCUAGCCAUUUUCAAACAAGAUUAGUUUGCUUUUAUUGCUAGCAAAAUGUAAUUGUGCUUUAAUUUAAGUGUUUAUGUUCCCACCAGAUAUACAGUGCCCUCUGUAAUUAUUGGGACAAUUAAGCAUUUUUUUCUACUUUUGGCUCUAUAUUUGGUUUGGAUUUGAACUCAAACAAUGACUAUGAGGUUAAAGUGCAGACUGUCAGCUUGAAUGUGAAGGUAUUUCAUCCAUACUGGGUGAAUUGUUUAGAAAUUACAUCACUUUUUCAAAAACAAAAAAUUCACGUGUGUAGUAAAACAUUACAUUUUUGGUCCCAUAUUUGUAGCACGCAAUAAUUACAUCAAGCUUUUGACUCUAAAAAAUGUUGGAUGCAUUUGCUGUUUUGUUUUGGUUGUUUCAAAUGGUUUUGUGCCCAAUAGAAAUGAAUGGUACAUGAUGUAUUGUCAUUGGAGUCACUUUUCCUGUGAAUAGAAAUGUUUCUAAGCACUUGGUAGAACACAUUGUAGCACAGAUAAUCCUGAAUGAGUCGUGAAUAAAAAUGAUAACCGCCCCUGUUAUUGUAAUGGUGAAAGUUUAGCAUGUCUUGUGGCGUCUGAUACUUUUUCACUCAUUAUUCAUGGUUCAUUCGGGAUUAUCUGUAAUCGUGGUAGCAUCCACAUUGAUAUAGAAGUGUUUAGAAACAUUAUUUUCAAUAAAAGUCAAACAAAUUACACAAUACAUUAUUUACCAUUAAUUUAUAUUGGUCAGAAAAUAAUCUGAAACACAACUAAAACAUAGAGCAAAUACAUCCAACAAAAUUGUUAUUGAAUAUGAGACCAAAUAGUACUUUUUACUACUUUAAUACACAAAUGAAUUUGUCCCUCCCAUUUUAGGGGAGCAAUGUACAAAAAGUCCUGUCAUUUCUAAACGGUGAACCUGCUAUGGAUUAAAUACCCUCAAGUUAAAACUGAGGGUCUGCACUUUAACCUCAAAGUCAUUGUUUGAUUUCAAAUCCAAACUUUUGGAGUAUAGAGUCAAUAGAAGAAAAUGCUUCACUGUUCCAAUAAUUACAGAAGGCACUGUAUAUUAAAAUGAUCAUAGGCGAGCUAUGGUAAAUACAAUAAUGGUCAUUCAUAUAAAAUGACUGGGUUCUCAGUUAUCUUAUUAAAUGCCCACACCAGUAGAUCUCCACUUUCUUCUAGCUGAAAGACGAUGGCCAGAGUUUACCCAUGCAGUUUGACAAUGAUUUAAGUCCAAGUAUAUUUGUGCUUGAAGUGACAUCUGAACUGCCUGCUUUUCCCAAAUCCGUGUGAAUGCGGUGUCUUUUCCUAUGACGUACACAUUAUUUUCAGCCUCCGUUUUGUUUCAGGGCUGGGUUUUAUUUGAAUGUUACCACCCACCACCAGCAUGGCUUUGUUUAUGAUUUAGAAACCGCUGCAAAAGUUAUUCAUCUUGGACCAUGAUGUUGAGCCAAACAGUCCUCUGUCCACUUGACUGCCUGAACCAUGGAGCAUAUUAAAAUAAUUGUUUUAUUUUACCAUAAAAUGAUCAUAAGCCAUUGGA